Molecule: messenger RNA, 3019 nt
Organism: Centropristis striata (black sea bass)
Lineage: Eukaryota; Metazoa; Chordata; Actinopteri; Perciformes; Serranidae
Gene: stim2b
Product: stromal interaction molecule 2b
Exons: 12
Coding region: 358-2709 (783 amino acids)
Biological process (GO): store-operated calcium entry; intracellular calcium ion homeostasis; activation of store-operated calcium channel activity
Cellular component (GO): endoplasmic reticulum; plasma membrane
Molecular function (GO): calcium ion binding; calcium channel regulator activity; protein binding
Source: RefSeq, a predicted model, not a curated record
UUUUUUUUGAACCGGGUCUUAUUUCAAAGUAGUUUGGCUUGUCGUUGACCCACGAUGAACUAUUAUUUUGUUAUUUGUGACAGCAAUGACUGCUCCUGUUGUAGCUGUUAGCAGGUAAAACUGCGGGAUUUAUUUUAUUUUUUUAUCAUUUAUCCCUUUUUCCCUCAGGUGUCUCUUUUGCUCGUGGCACCAUUUCUUCUGCUUAAAAAAAAAGACUAUUUAUUUUUUUAUUUUUUGACUGGCUGGCUGUUUUUUUUUUGUUUUUUUCCCGGGAUUGCCCCAGUCAUCCCCCUCCAGCUGCCAGUCCCACCGAUACCAAUACUCGCUUUUUCUCCUCAUUUCUCCCUCCCCACCACCAUGAGUUACAUCCACAAGGUAUUGAAUGUUUUGCUACGUGGACUCGUCAUCUAUGCGGUACUGGGCUUGGAGUGCACUUACUCGAAUGAUCUAGCCAGCCACUCGUCUGAUGCUGCAAAUGUAGCCGCCACAGACCCCUGUCUCAUUGUGAUGCCGCCAUGCAUGGGCGAGGAGGACCGCUUCAGUCUGGAGGCGCUGCGGAUCAUCCACAAACAGCUGGACGACGACAAUGACGGGGGGAUAGAAGUCAACGAGAGCGUGGAGUUUAUAAUAGAAGACAUGAAGCAGCAGCAAACCAACAAACACAGCAACCUGCACCAUGAAGACCAGCACAUCACUGUGGAGGAGCUGUGGAAGGGCUGGAAGACCUCUGAAGUCCACAACUGGACCGUGGACGACUCGGUGCAGUGGCUGAAGGAGUCGGUGGAGCUGCCGCAGUAUGAGAAGAACUUCCGGGACUUCCGGGUGACGGGGAACACGUUGCCUCGACUCGCGGCAAAUGAACCGUCGUUUAUGUCGAUGCAGCUGAAGAUAUUAGACCAGCGGCAUAAACAGAAACUAAACUUAAAGGCGCUCGACGCGGUGCUUUUCGGCCCUCCACUACGUCCUCAACAUAACUGGAUGAAGGACUUUGUCCUGAUGGUUUCCAUAGUGAUCGGUGUCGGGGGCUGCUGGUUUGCCUACGUGCAGAAUAAGUCCAGCAAGGUGCACAUCUCCCAGAUGAUGAAGGACCUGGAGAGCCUGCAAAAUGCUGAGCAAAGCCUCUUAGACCUGCAGAGCCGGCUGGAGAAGGCUCAGGAGGAGAACCGGACGGUGGCCGUGGAGAAGCAGAACCUGGAGCAGAAGAUGAGGGACGAGAUCACCGGGGCCAAGACGGAGGCUCACAGGCUCCGAGAGCUGCGGGAGGGCGCCGAGUGUGAACUCAGUCGGCUCAAAUACGCAGAGGAAGAGCUCGUACAGGUGCGGAAGGCCCUGAAGCGAGCGGAGAAGGAGAUGCAGUCGGAGCGGUCGGUGCCUGAAGCGCUGCAGAAGUGGCUCCAGCUCACACACGAGGUGGAGGUUCAGUACUACAACAUCAAGAAGCAGAGUGCUGAGUUUCAGCUGUGCGUCGCCAAAGAAGAGGCAGAGAAAAUAAAGAAGAAAAGAGGUUCAGUGUUUGGAACCCUUCAUGUCGCCCACAGUUCAUCACUGGAUGAGGUGGACCACAAAAUACUAGAAGCAAAGAAGGCCCUGUCGGAGGUGACGGCGUGCCUGAGGGAGCGUCUCCACCGCUGGCAGCAGAUAGAGAAGCUGUGUAACUUCCCCGUGGUGAAUAACUCGGGGCUGCCCAGCCUGACGGCCAGCCUCUACUCCGACCACAGCUGGGUGGUGAUGCCCCGAGUCUCUGUUCCUCCUUAUCCCAUCGCAGGAGGAGUCGACGACCUGGACGAGGACACGCCUCCCAUCAUUCCACAGUUCACAACGGCCACGCUGAUCCGGCCCUCGCUGACCCGCAGCAGCAGCCUGUGUCGUUCCCGCCGGAGCCUGAUGAGCUCCCCCCAGUCCUCGCUGCUGUCCCCGGACCCCGACCUGCUGUCCAUGGCCAGCUCGUCCCUCUCCUAUCGCCCCGAGGCCGACGACGAACAUAUCAUGUUCAGCUCGGAUAGGAGGGGGUAUGUAGCGGUGGCCGGAACGCCGCGGAAUGGUUUUACAGUUUGGACUCACAGGGAGCCGGCUCAGGAGGGCAGCUGCGACACAGACUCUCUCAACUCUUCACUGGGCCGCAAGCAGCUGCACAGCUCCUCCUCCUCCUCGGACGCCCCGUACCGCAAGAUCUCCCGCGAGGAGCUGCUGCUGUUCGGCCAGAGUCCGGAGCUUCCCGCCGCCUCCACCCCGGCCCCCUCCAGCUCCCACACCACCACCACCACCACCACCACCAGCAGCAGCAGCAGCAGCAGUCUCAGGGACUCCACGCCUCCUCCGCUGCCUCCCACCCCCUCCGGCCCGCCCUCCACCUCCCCCUCCCCGGCCUUGGAGCACCACCCGUUUGCACACAGAGGCUCGCCCGACCUCACCCGCAUCAUCCCCGAGUCCCAAAGUGUAACCUUCUCGCAGGGGAGCGCCACCUCUCCGACGGGCAAGGGCGUGUACAACGGCAUCCUGGAGAAGUCCUACAGCUUCGGCCAGCUGCCGGCCAGCAUGCUGCCCAACGUGGGCCGCUACCCGUCCCUCACCUCCCUGGACUCGGAGGGCCGGAGCGUGGGAAGGGAAUACAAGCUCCAGAGCACCUCCUCCCAGGACUCCAGCGACAAUGGAGAGAAAAUCAAGCGCUCCUCCUCUAAAAUCAAAAGCUUAUUUAAGAAGAAAAAAUAAAACUUCCAGAGUGAGAUAGUGUUGGAGAGAGAGAGAGAAAUAAGAUAUAAAAGAGUGGUUUUAGCUCAAUAAUAAAAGAAAGAAAAGAAAGCAAAGAUGGACAUCACUGUAAGCUAAAACAUCGCAUUUUCUCUCUUGUUUUCGUCGUCACAGAUGGAAUGUAGCUCAGACUGGGUGCCUUUAAAUGCCUCAGGCUGCUAGCCUUAUUUUCAGUAAUGCCUUUUUAUUUAGUUCACUCAUAGCCUCACAGGGAAACCUGCAAAGGUAAAAGGAAGAGUCAAAGAAAGGUCAAAGGUCAUGGUAGUUGUCA